AUGGCUUUCAAAACACAAGCUCCCAUCAUCCUCCUUCUGCCCUUAUUACUGUUGUCUCUGUGCUUCAGCUCUUCCCAUGGCUCUACUUAUCACUAUGUCACCUACUGGGGCCAGAACUUUACCGAUCUAGGAGACCUAGAAGGAGAGUUGGUUGAAGCAUGCGCCUCGCUAAGGUACGACAUAAUAAACAUAGGAUUCCUGGAUACCUUCGGCAAUCAUGAUGCUGCAGAAUUAAACCUGACAGGCCAUUGCGAACCGUACUCCGAGCAUAACCCUUGCGACAAAUAUGCCUCCCAAAUUGCCCAAUGCCAAUCCCUAGGCGUCAAAAUCUUCCUCUCUGUCGGAGGACCCUAUGGGAACUAUACACUUUCUUCAGCUACAGAUGCCGAAGAACUUGCAAACUACCUCUGGACCAACUUCCUGAGCGGCGAACCUGAUUCAGACGGUCCACUCGGAGAUGUGGUCUUAGACGGCGUUGAUUUUGCCAUUGAAAGUGGUGGUGGGGAGGCGUAUUAUCAAACUGUUGUGCAAUCCCUUGACACACACCGCAGUAGUGAAGGUGCCAGGUAUUUUUACCUGUCAGCAGCACCGUACUGCGAAUUCCCAGAUCACUACUUAAACCAAGCCAUCCACACUUGGAUGUUCGACUACAUCUGGAUAAGGUUCUAUAACAAGGCUUCCUGCGAAUAUUCUGAUGGAGAUGCUCAUAAUCUUUUAGAAGCAUGGGACCACUGGAUCCAUGAAAUCGAGGACAAAAGUCAUUCCUUCUUUGUCGGCCUCCCCGCAUGCAGUGAUGUAGAAGGAUAUAUCCCAGUUGCUAAUCUCAAAAGGAAGGUCCUUCCAAAACUUAAAUCUGCUGGUUCCCUGUUUGGGGGGUUCAUGUUGUGGAAUGAUCUUGUUUGCAAGUAUAGCGACAAACUCGAGCCUCAUGAUCACCUUAAGGCGCCAAUGGAGAACCUAAAACAAUCUGCCUAG
Messenger RNA from Prosopis cineraria, 975 nucleotides. RefSeq names its product acidic endochitinase-like. Gene Ontology annotation, biological process: carbohydrate metabolic process. Bases 1 to 975 code for a protein of 324 amino acids. Gene Ontology annotation, cellular component: extracellular region. NCBI's taxonomy places the organism in Eukaryota, Viridiplantae, Streptophyta, Magnoliopsida, Fabales, Fabaceae. Gene Ontology annotation, molecular function: chitinase activity. The record is from RefSeq and is a predicted model, not a curated record. The transcript has a single exon.